This is a messenger RNA of Girardinichthys multiradiatus, 7870 nucleotides long. RefSeq names its product polypeptide N-acetylgalactosaminyltransferase 10-like. The record is from RefSeq and is a predicted model, not a curated record. Gene Ontology annotation, cellular component: Golgi apparatus. The transcript is spliced from 12 exons. Lineage: Eukaryota; Metazoa; Chordata; Actinopteri; Cyprinodontiformes; Goodeidae. The coding region runs from base 632 to 2647 and encodes 671 amino acids.
AUGUUGAUGAUAAACAGAAAUUCUAAAAUCCUGAUAGAAGUCUCAGAAAGGUCACAAAUAAAUCAAGCAUACAAACACAAUUGCUGUAUGCUAAAAUCCACAUUCAAUUGAAACAGGAACAUUAAUCAUGAUAAAACUAAAUCAAGGUCACUGCUAAUAUUCUUCCAUCUUUGCACUGGACUAACACACACCUAUGCUCACCAGCAUCAAACUACUUCAACUCCUGCUUUUCUAGAGGUGGCCACACUAGCUCAUGAUCAGUUAAUCCAAUGAAUUAGAUUGAACAGUAUCUUGCUGGGGAAGAUUUUCACACACAGCUUUUCCAUUUUUGUUUCAUUUUUGUUUAAUAGAUAACAGCAAUGUGGAAUCUGAAGUGUGUUGGAGGUCAGUUUAAAAUAAUUUAAAAUCUGAUGAAAACUAGACAAAAUAUAUCAUGUUCUGAAAUGUAAAACCCUGGAGGGUAUAAACUAUUACUUGUUUACACUGUUUAUCUAUGGAAUGCUGCUACAGUAAGAAUAAAAAAUAAUCUGGUUUGUUUUGCUCUUGUGAUUAUUAUUGCAAAAGGUAAAGCUGUCUCUCUCAACUGAGUUUAAAAACAACCUUAAGUAAACAAAAGUCAUCUGUCUAGUUAAUGCUUCCUCCUCCCUGUUUUGCUUUACACUGCGGUGCGCCCCCUAGCGGUGGAACUCUGAGCUUGAACGGCGUCACACACGCCGGUGUCCGUUCCCACAGUCGGAGUGAAACUUGUCUGCGCUUCGGGAAAAAAAAACGGGGAUUGUGCACUCGUCGCUCCAGACGGUUGUUAUUUUUUCAUCCUCCCAGGAGAGACAUGAGGCGAAAGGAGAAGAGGCUGCUGCAGUUCGCCGGGCUGCUCAUAGCGGCUCUCUUGUUUCUCCCUAACGUCGGUCUGUGGUCGCUGUACAGGGACCGAGUCUUCGACAGCUCGCCCGACGUGGUGGACGGUCCGGGCGGGAUCCAUGCGUUUCAGGGGGUAAACCGGGUAGGGAAGGAUGCUAAAGUGGGACAUGAUGGUGUGCGGCGGAAAGACUGGCAUGACCAUGAGGUGAUCAGAAGAGACGCAGCUCGAUCUGGAAAUGGUGAGCAGGGGAAGCCGUUCCCACUGACGGAUGCUGACAGAGUGGACCAGGCCUACAGGGAGAACGGCUUCAACAUCUACGUCAGCGACAGGAUCUCCCUAAAUCGCUCUGUCCCUGACAUACGCCAUCAGAACUGCAAACAGAAGCUGUACUCGGAGAAGCUGCCAAACACCAGCAUCAUCAUCCCAUUUCAUAACGAGGGCUGGUCGUCGCUACUGAGGACCGUUCACAGCGUGCUCAACCGCUCUCCUCCAGAGCUAAUCGCAGAAAUCAUCCUGGUCGACGACUUCAGUGACAAAGAGCACCUCAAAGUGGCCCUAGAGGAGUACAUGAUACGGCUGCCAAAGGUUCGCAUCCUAAGGACAAAUAAGAGGGAGGGUCUGAUCAGGACGCGGCUGCUGGGAGCAAACGCCGCUAAAGGGGAGGUCAUCACCUUCCUGGAUUCUCAUUGUGAGGCCAACGUCAACUGGCUGCCCCCUCUGCUGGACCGAAUAGCCCAGAACAGGAAGACUAUCGUGUGCCCGAUGAUCGACGUCAUCGACCACGAUAACUUUGGCUAUGAAACACAGGCGGGCGACGCCAUGCGAGGAGCUUUCGACUGGGAAAUGUACUACAAACGUAUCCCCAUCCCUCUGGAGCUUCAGAAGGACGACCCCAGUGAGCCGUUUGAAUCUCCGGUGAUGGCAGGUGGACUGUUUGCUGUGGACAGGAAGUGGUUCUGGGAGCUGGGAGGAUACGACACUGGGCUGGAGAUCUGGGGAGGGGAGCAGUAUGAGAUUUCCUUCAAGGUAUGGAUGUGUGGCGGUCGGAUGGAGGACAUCCCCUGCUCACGGGUGGGACAUAUCUACAGGAAAUACGUCCCCUAUAAAGUUCCAGGAGGUGUUAGCUUGGCCAGGAACCUGAAGCGUGUCGCAGAGGUGUGGAUGGACGAGUAUGCAGAGUACAUCUACCAGCGUCGGCCCGAGUACCGGCACCUGUCCGCAGGAGACGUGACGACACAGAAGGAGCUACGCAACAAACUCAACUGCAAGAACUUCAAGUGGUUCAUGAACGAGGUAGCCUGGGAUCUGCCCAAACACUACCCGCCUGUGGAGCCCCCUGCUGCCGCAUGGGGAGAGGUCCGUAAUAUGGCCAGUGGAUUGUGCAUGGAGAGCAAACACUUUGUGUCUGGAAGUCCGAUCCGACUGGAGAACUGUGUAAAAGGCCGAGUUGACGUUAGUUGGAGUCAUGGACAGGUGUUCACGUUCGGCUGGAGAGAGGACAUUCGGGUAGGCGACCCAAUGCACACCAAAAAAGUCUGCUUUGAUGCCAUUUCCCACCACAGUCCUGUCACUCUGUACGACUGCCACGGCAUGAGGGGGAACCAGCUGUGGCGCUAUAGGAAGGACAAAAGCCUCUAUCACCCCAUCAGCAACAGCUGCGUGGACAGCAACGCCAAUGAGCGGCGGGUCUUCAUGAACUUGUGUGACCCCUCCUCCCCCAGCCAGCAGUGGCAGUUUGAGAGAACCAACACCACCGUUUUGGAAAAUUUUAACCGCGCGACGAACUGAGUCCGAGCAACUAAGGGAGUCUGGACUCAUGCAGCCAUGAAGCUGCUGCUGAUGUUGCUGCUACUGCUCUGAUCAGGGGCGUACCCUGUUUUUUUUUUGGAGCUAGGGGAAAUGCUGCUUUUAUUGUAAAGGUGCCAGAAGUAAAUCAAGAUGGGAUAUCGAGGAGGAAAAUGAAUGGAGAGUUCCAAAAUUGAUGGGUUUAAAAGUUGCUUCAGGGUGUAUUAGUUGUGCUUUGGCAGCGGGUCUGUCUCACUUCCUGGUUUUGCUUUUGAGUUAUUAUCCAAAAUUCCUCCUCAUUCCAUCUCCUUUAUAUCUAUCCCCCCACCCCCCACAACGCUCACUGUGUCCCUGCCCUCCCGUCCGUCUCAAUCUCGCUGCAUGACUGCACCUUUGCCCGCCCUUUCCAUUCUCUCACUUUUAAAUCCCCUUAUGUCUCUCCAGCUCUGACAACCUCCCUAGGGGGGCUUGUGGAAGGGAGGGGACUGGUUUGUGCUGAGCCAAAGUCAUCCUGACACUCGGUGAAGCCAGGCAGAACCACUCUGAAAAUCAGCCAGCAAAUGGGUUCUCCUCUAUAGCACGCCUAUGCUCCACGUCUGCAGGCAGAGUUGCCAUGAGCGGAGCCCACAGAGAGACCGAGGGGACAAGACUGCCACCUUCUGCACACGCUCAGCUCAUUUUCCCCCUUUAUUCUCUGUCCUCCUCAACAUUUAUCCAUGAGUCACUCUCAGAUUUGUCUCUGUGCCACGAUGGCCUUCUAUUUUCUUCAAAAACAAUUGCUGUCUGAUGUUGGGAUCUGUGUUGGCUGAGUCCUGCUGGCAUGUUCUUAGUACAAUGGGACGUCUUUGCAGAGCAGAACGAUGCACAUUUGUUUCUGGCUGCAAACUGACCUGUUUCUUCAGCACCUCGCAGAGUCACAUCUUGACUUUGAAACUUAAAAUGUGUUCCCCGUGCUUCAUUUUCUGCCACACAUGUAAACAUUUCUAAGAUGCCCUCUGCUGCUUCCCAGUUCAGCCACUGGGACGACCUCGUGACAGACGGCCAUGCGGCGGGUCUCGUCUUCUGGCUGCAUGACGGGCGGGGCCGCUGAUUCACAGCUGGCCCGUGCCUUAUUGGCUGGCAGCUGAGCUGAUGCAUCACUUUCGCUGAAUUACUCCGGAUGGUCUUACCGCGGUAGCGCUGGGAUUCAGAUAAACUUGAAUAAGAUCUUAGUGCCUUUUGCCGGACUCAGAAAGUUUGUGUCCACAGAGUGUUUCAGGCAGUCACAGAAGACUUUUGGUGACUUUAAAAUGAGGCUGAAAUGACCUGUGGUGCACUGAACGCAUCACUGUUUAUUCUUGACUCCUGUGAAGCAUUCGAAGUGAGCGUGCUCUGAAAGCACAGAGCUAAAGAGACUGUUUUUCCUACCAUAGUUGCUCCUACUUUCAAAGCUUAAUUACAGCCUUUUCAGACCUUUCUUUUAUGUUGAUCAUAACAUGAUGCUGUGUGUUUGUUUUUUUCUCUCCUGUAUUUAAUCAAAAGUACUUUAAUGGCAAAGGAGAAGUUCUGGCUGUUUGUGUUUUUGUUUUGGGUUAUUCUGGGAUGCUCUGAUUCUCUAAUACAGUUUGCACAGAUCCAGUAAAUCAGAUAGAGAAAGAAAAUCACUCUUUCAGUCUAUUUCUAGGAUUUUGCUUCAUAUCAAGUACUGUCUUGAGAUGCAACUAGAGAUGGACCAAUUAAUUGGCUGGACAUCAGCAUUUGACAGUUUUCCCUGAAUCUGUUCUGAUCAGUGUUCAGUAGCUCAAAGGCCAACAAAUAAGAUUUUCUUUUUUUUUUCUCUCAUAAAGUGUAUUGUAACUAAAAGCUCUGAUCAUUUUCAUGAGACAUCGACCAACAGCAUGCGCUUUGAUAAAACUGUAAAGUAAAUCAAAGUCAGAUAAAGAUAACAUCCUUUGAUGCAUUAUUUGGUUAGUCAUAUAACUUCUUAAUUUAUUUUUAUGUCUUACAAUCCUUUGAAUAAAAGAAUGGUCAAAAUCAGAAUCAGCAGGUACUGAACAGCCUAAAAGAAUAUCAGAAAUUUGAGCAGGGCAGAAAAAGCAUGAACAGUCUAUCUGAAGCACCUUUCUGGAUGCACAUCUAAAAAAAAUAACAUCAUAAAAAGUUAUGUUUGAGAUUCAUUAUGAGCAGAGCUGCAAAAAAAAAAGCUGAAGACAGGCUUUUAUAGAUUUAUGUAGGAAAGAAGUGCAUCAUCCUGUGAAAAUGCAUCUGCAAUUUCUUGUAGUUUUAUUCAAUCAGUUGUUAAGCAAACACUCAAGAAGUUUUUUAUUUCUGGCAUUGUGAUGUACUGAUUCUGUUUUUGUAGAGAAAGUUUGGUAGAGCGGUGGAUAUAUACAGCAACAUUUUCUGGUUAAAAAGGAAAAAAACUACAAGAGUCAUCUCAACACAAAUUCGAUGAGCUUGACCGUCACCCAUUUAAUGAAAAGGAAGCUGAAUUCUAAAGUGAUAAUGUCUGAGACUUGUUGGUUUGGUAUUUUAGGCUGUGAGAUAAAAAGCAGUACAAAGGUUCAGUGGUCUGACAUACCUGAGCAAAGGGGCCUUGAUUUUUCUUUUUUUUUCAAUGAAAACAUUUAGAGCACCAGAAUCUAACACACCAAAGAAGGCAAUGGAGUAAAUAUAUUACAAAAAACUCAGUCUCACUUUCUGAUGUUUUAAGGGCUGAAGAGCAGAGGAAGACUCUUCUGUUCUACAACACAUUAUAGCAUGGAUUGGUUUUCAUUAUUGCAGAUAAUAUUGGUGCACCUUAGGGGAAAUAUCCCUUCAUUGUCAAUGGUUUCGCUUAAAAAAACUGAAAAUCACUUUUCAUGUCUACCUUCACCUUUAAAUCACCUCAGGACAUAUAUUUCAACACACUCUGGUAUCCUUGGUGUUAUGCAUAUAAUAGUAGAAAACUAACGCACACAUUCCAUCGUUUUUCAGCUUUUCUGUAUUAUAAAUGUGUAUUAUUCUGUGAUAUAAAUUUGUUUUCUGCUAGUGUGUUCAUCCUAGAAAUGCUCCUAUGUCACAUUUCUGCAGACUGAGAAUCAGUCAGUUGUUUUUUGAAGCAGUCGAAGGUGUAAAUCUUUUUCUAUCUGUUCACCCUGUUCAACGCUCCUGCUCUCCCACAUUAUGACACUCCCUUUUCCAUACAAGUACUGUGAUCCUCCAAGACCUGUUGCAUAAAUUUGUGAAAUGUUAUAUGCAACAUCUUUUGCAAAGCUGUGCAGAAAAAAAACAUGUAUGCAUUAUUUUUAAGACUCUGAGGCCUGUGAAAAUGUUUCCAUUUUAUACUUCCAUGCUUUCAAACAAGCUGCAACUGUUUUAUCCUGUUUGUUCACUUCUUGUAGCCUGAUUUUUGCAAGGACACCACUCCCACUUUGACGUUUGACUCCAUGACCUGCAGCGUUUUAACGUGUUUGUGGUUUUGUUUUGUUUCACAGAGCUUUUUUUUUUUUGUGUUUGUGAACCUUCCGAAUCAGAUUUAAGGCAUGAUGACGGUCAAGGACGCUAUUUUCCACCUCUUUACUAAAGCCUUUGAUUUGCUCAAAAGAACAAAUGAUCAGUUCUGCCCCAGAUGAGGUUUUUAUUGCCGACUUGGAAGGGGGUGCACAUUAAAAGCACUAUAGGGGAAUUUGGCCGUAAACUGAAAGAGGCUAAUGAUUGGUGAAAUUGGCAUUUGAUUUGCAGAUUCCAGUUCAGUACUUAAUUUAAGGUCUAUUGCAGACUGUUUUUUUCUAAAAGGGAUAUGAUGUGAAUUAGUUUAAAAUUUAAACCAUAUAGAUUUGUCAAACCUCAGCUAGAUUAAGAUAAAUUCUUGCUUUUCGUGGGGAUUAGGAGCGCCUUAGAUUGAGACUAGAGUGAAAACUAAAAUUGAUAAGCUAUAAAACAUGAACUUGAUUCUUUUAAACCUCUGUUUUUAUUUCGGAAAUAUAAAAUUUAGUUGUGAAAAGCGAAAAAUGCGUUCAGGGCUGAGAAGGAGGACUCACCCAGAAUGCCAUUAAUGCAAGAACCACCACUGCAGAUAUGAUUGAACUUUGAGUCAUUUGACAUUUAAGUGAUACUCCUGGAGGGUGUAUUCACUUUUUUCACAUUUAUAAACCAUAUAAUCAAGUGAUUUGCUCUUACUGUAAUAGCUUUACACCCAGUCUUAGGCUGCAGGCAGACACACUUUAGUAAAUCCACUGACUGCACAGCAGGACUGAAAACUCAGAAAGUGUAGAUAGUAAAGAAUGUAUAACCUUAGGAACUGAAUAUUUAUUCUCAGGUUUUAGUGCAGACACCAAAAUGGCAAAAUUUGGACAUAUUUGUGGAAUUCCUCCUUCCAAACACGCCUCAAUCCGGUUUAUCCAUGCAGCUUAAAGCAAAAGCUUGCUAAGUGAUGCUUUAUGGACCAAACUCUGAUUCACCAUCAACUCUCAUGGCUUUUAAAAACAGCCCCCUGUUGUGUUGCUCAACUAGUCACUACUAAGAGUAUAUCAUGACAGUAAUGACAAUCUAAGCUCUUUGAAACAGGGUUCAGAGGAUUGCUGAGGUUCAGUCUGAGCCCAAAACUGUAACUUGCAUGAACAUUUGUUCCUGUAAAUGAAACUGCUGCCUGCUGCAUCCCUUGAUGUUUGCAGCAGGUUUUUUUUGAGCUCCAUCUCUUUGGACGUGAUGUGCAUUUUAAGCAUGAAACGGAUUCUUUGGGUCUUCAUGGUUCUAUUAAUGUCUGCUUUAUUUCAUUUGUAUACAUUUUGGUAAAGGCCCUUAAACUAUUAUAUUGCAACUGCAUAAAUUCACCAUGACUCAGAAUGACAAGAUAAAAGCAGUUCAGCUGCACAAAAUGUUUCCUAGCAUUUACUCAGUAAUUUCCCAGCAUUAAAGGGGAAGCUCUGUUGUGAAUAUGUCGUUCAUCUUUACUGUAACAUCUAAAUUAUUAUUUUUUUUCCCUCUCUAGGAUGUCAUGUUUGGAGAAAAUUGGCAGGAAAAAAAAUUAAAUCUUGUUUUCUAAAAGUUUUUAAUGGGUCGGCCUGUCGCACGACGUCACCUACAUGUGAAAAUAGUGUUGUGUACAUUUUGUAACUGGAAAAUUAAAAAUUAAUCCUGUAUUUUUUCUACUGAGAUUACAAGUGUAAAACUGUAUUUAGAUAUUUACAAAACUGUUCAAAUCAACUGGAGAUGUAGGAUAUUUUGAUGAAACUGUAAAAUAAAAAGGUUUAUAUAUUUGGAGGA